AUGGCGCCCGGGAGUCGGUCCUCGUCGCGGCUAUCGCAGCCGUUGCCGAUGAUUAUCGAGGAUGUGGUGCACUCUACCACGCCGCCGCCGGGGGUGCCGCCCAAGUCGCCGCGACGACCACCGGUUUCGAGGUCGAAUUCGCAGGGGAGUAGUGUGCACGGUAGUCAUCGGUCGAGAACGCCGCCGCCUUUUGGGGCAGUUUCGGGAGGGGUGGAUAGGCCGGCGUCGGGGACGGCAAAGAUGGAGGUUGCGCAGCGGGAGGUGGUGGGAGGGGGGGGGAGGGAUCAGGGACCGGUGGCGAGGAAGGGGUGGUAUAGGAAGAUGUUUGGGGUUUUGCUGGUCGUAGGGGUGAUAGUUGGGUUAUCGGUUGGUUUGACCAUCGGGUUCGCAGAAAACCGGUUCGUCCUUUUUUUUCUUCUUCUCGGUCUUCUUCUGCUUGCCAUUUUAUAA
Molecule: messenger RNA, 450 nt
Organism: Podospora anserina S mat+
Lineage: Eukaryota; Fungi; Ascomycota; Sordariomycetes; Sordariales; Podosporaceae
Exons: 1
Coding region: 1-450 (149 amino acids)
Source: RefSeq, a predicted model, not a curated record